AUGAUAUCGUUAAAAAAGAUCUUUAUUGAUGAACAACCGCGUGAAGCUGGUACUCACUUUCCAUCUUUUGUUAUCAUUGUCACCAUCGUUCAAAUAGCAUUAUUUAUAUAUAUUAUUGUUUAUAAUAAAGGUCUAACUUCAAUGUAUGAAAAUCCAAUGGCUGGACCAUCGAGUCUAACAUCAACUCGUAAUGGUGCGAAGUUUGUUCCUUAUAUAUCCUUUACGAAUAAAACGUGUACAUACGAAGAAUAUCUUUGGUAUGUAUGUAAUACCAACAACUUAAAAGGCUUUCCAUAUCAAGUUUAUCGAUUGUUUAUACCAAUAUUUUUGCAUGCUGGUAUCAUUCACUUAGUCUUAAAUUUAGUAAAUCAACUGGCAAUAGGAAUUAUGUUAGAACACAAAUUCAAUUCCAUUCGUAUUAGUAUUAUAUAUAUCUUGUCAGGUAUUGGUGGUACACUGCUAAGCGCAAUUGGACUUCCUCAAUAUUUUAACGUGGGAGCGUCGGGAGCAUUGUAUGGGCUUCUGGCUGUUUAUUUCAUGGAUACGAUUCGCAACUGGGAAAAUUUGCAGAAGCCCUGGCUCAUUCUAACUUUUCAAGGAAUUUUUAUCAUUGCUUCAUUAAUCAUAGGCAUAUUCAUUCCAAUAGUGGAUUAUAUGGCGCAUAUUGGAGGAUUUCUAUUAGGAAUUCUUAGUGGCUUAGUUAUAUGUCCGAAUUUGUAUUGGAAUAUUUGUAAAUAUGACAGUCCAAUUCAACCGAAAUUGAUUAUCAUGGCAAUUUCAUCGAUGUUUAUAAUAGCAUUUUUUCUUGGGGGAUUCAUCGGAUUUUUUCGAACAACUGCUCCUGUGUAUUGGUUGAAGUGA
Adineta ricciae is the source of this 861-nucleotide messenger RNA. The record is from the annotation of a GenBank genome assembly. Lineage: Eukaryota; Metazoa; Rotifera; Eurotatoria; Adinetida; Adinetidae.